AAGCGGCGGCGGCCAUGUUGGCCCCAGCGCCGUGCUCCGAGCAGCUUUGUUGUGGCUCCUUCUCCCUCUGGCCCUGCUCCUCCUCCACCACCUCCGCCGCCGCCGUGCCUCGCGGGUGAAAUGGAGGCGACCUGGGGUGCCUUUAUCUUUCAGGCAGCCGAUGUCUCACAGCAGCAGCACCAGCAACAUGUGCAGAACAGCCUGCUGCCAAUACUGCACUCUGUCAACGAGCCACGUGAGCAAGUCCCCGUGACCGCGCUGCCCACAGCCGCAAAGUCCCCCGACCCCAAAGAGGCCCCCAAGCCGUUGAUGACGGUGGAGAAGAAGGAGAAGACCAGGACGCCGGUGAUCUGCAGCUACUGUAGCAAGGCGUUCAGAGACAGUUACCACCUGCGGCGACACGAGUCUUGCCACACCGGCAUCAAGCUGGUAUCGCGGCCUAGGAAGGUGCCCACCAUGGUCUCGCUCAUGUCGUCGGCACCCAGCGUGGGGGCCACGGCCUCCCUGGUGUCGACUGUGGCGGGCAUGCUGACCACCACGGCAGCCUCCACCUCCACCAUCACUAGCAGCAGCACGCCCCCGGUGCCCACCACCAAGAACGCCGGCAGGAGGGUGAAGAAGAACCACGGCUGCGAACUGUGCGGCAAGGCGUUCCGCGACGUGUACCACCUCAACCGGCACAAACUCUCGCACUCGGAUGAGAAGCCCUUUGAGUGCCCCGUGUGCCAGCAGCGCUUCAAGAGAAAGGAUCGCAUGAGCUACCACGUGCGGUCACACGAAGGGGGCAUUAACAAACCGUACAUCUGCAGCCUGUGCGGAAAGGGAUUCUCCAGGCCUGAUCAUCUGAGCUGUCAUGUCAAACAUGUUCAUUCCACUGAGAGACCCUUCAAAUGCCAAACUUGUGAAGCAGCUUUUGCCACCAAAGACCGCCUGCGUUCACACAUGAUCCGCCACGAGGGAAAGGUGUCCUGCCACAUCUGUGGCAAACUGCUGAGUGCAGCGUACAUCUCCAACCACAUCAAAAUGCAUAAUCACAAUCAAAAUCACAACUGCAAUGUCUGUAACAAAGGUUUCACCACGGCUGCCUACCUGCGGGUCCAUGCUCGAAAUCACCACGGUGUCCAUUACAAGUCUCAGAGAUUUGUGUGCGAGCAGUGUGGCCUGCAGUGUCAGUCCCACAAUCACCUGAUUGGGCACAAGAAAAGCCACAUGGGAGAGACCCCAACUUCUAGUGCCUCCUCUGUGGCAGCAGUGGCUUUGAAAGACACUGCUGAGGUUUGCCAUACUCCAGCGGCAGCUCCAAGCCCGGAGAAUAUAACAGUCAGACCCGUGGACAGCGUGCCCUUCCUGUCCCAGGUCCUGCCAUCCUCCCCACCCUGGUGAAAAGUCCUGAAGGCAGCUGCCAUGCGAUCAACGGCGAAUUAGAAACUUGUCAACCAGCAGUUCCCCCCCCCCUAAAAACCCGGGAUCUUCGGCUCAUUCUGUCAAGAAGAAGAGAAAAUCUUGCGGGUUUUUUCUCCCAGGAGAGGAAAGCAUCGGUUUGUGGUUUCACUGACUAUGUAAAAUUGUGGUCUAAUACCCAGACUCCAGAUUUAAUGACUAGUUAAAAGUAGGUUAUCUAUCUAUCUGUAUCAUUCCCGUACCUCCAUCUGGGAAUAGUUUAGAGCUUUAGUGCUGCGGAAAUGAAUGCCCGUCUAAAUAUUUGCCAAAUUCACAAGGCAAUUCCACUGAUGAUUUUCAGUCCGAACAGGAACGCAAAAUUGGUCACAAAUUAGUGGAUGGCCGCAUAGUGCAUUCGGAUAUGCUCAGCUGUUGCAUCUAAUUGUACGAGUGAAUUUGAUCACGCCGGAGAACGAUAGACAUCAGGAGGGAAGAGCAAAAAUAUUCCUAGAUGGACUGCCUGGAAUGUGCAGGUGUUUAAAAUGUUAUAUAGUACCUGCACUUAUCUUAGAAUCUGUAUUCUCAUGAAUUGUCAUUUACUAUAUAAGUGAGUGUGAAGUUACAACCUUGUUUUUAAAGAAUGCUCUGAAGACACAUUGGUGCAACGUUUUGCACUGGUGUGAAAGUUCCCCUUUAUUAAUGAGGGCCUUGAAAAUGGGCAUCGAGUACAAGAAGGUGCUGGUUUAAUGUUUCUUCUGUGACUACUGUUUUUGGUUUUGCCGUUUGUUCUUUUAAAAAAAAAUUUACAUCCACCUCGUGUUCGUCAGAUUCGGAGAGGAGGGUAGGGCGCGGCGGAAGACCCAUGGAGUCCGCAUUAGUGGUGUGCAAGAGCGAUCCAGCUGGUCCCUCCCCACAGCCCAGCAUACAUUUCCCGUUCUAAUCUUUUCCCAUCUUUGCAGUGAGCGGUAUGAUAGAGUCUGUCUUCUCCGUCCCUCUCUAGCCGUGCACUUAGGUUCUGGGGCCUCGCAGAGUUUCAACGGAAAAAAGUUGUUCUAUUUUCCUUUUUUUCCUUCCUUUUCCAGUCGUCUUCAUCAAACGUUCUCCAGUUCUACACCUUAUCACCAGUCGGAACCGUCUCACUCUAUUUACCGCGGGUCCUUUGUCGUUUUAACCAGGUCUAUGUCAGAUCUCCUCAUAAUCUUGGUUUCUCCACUCUAUCCAGGGACUGAAGUCCCUCAUCAUCUGGAAUCAUUCUCACAAAUUUCUUCUGAAGUCUCCCCAAGACCUUCGCUUCACUCAAAUCUGAUACCCAAAGAGGCGCGCGAUACCCCAGUUGUGGCCGAACAACAUUUUGUCAAAGUCACCAUAUCUUCUUUGUUCCCCUGCUCUCUGCCUUCGUCCAUAAGGGUCAGGAUUCCGUAUGCUUUUGUGAUUGCCUUCACAACUCUGCCAUAAUCUGUGCACAAAUGGCACGUAUCGUUACAAUCUGCACUCUAGAUUAUAUUCUCAAAUGUAAAAUAUGACCAGUUUAUAUCAAUAAAUAGUGUCACAGUCAUGCAGCAUGGAAACGGGUCCUUCAGCCCAACUCAUCCAUACCGACCAAGAUUCCCCAUCUACACAUCCCACCAGCCUGGGUUAGUCCAUAUCCCCCUAAAGCUUCCCUAUCUGUGUACCUGUCCAAGUGUCUUUUAAAUGAUGUUAUGGUACCUGCUUCAACUACCUCCUCUGGCAGCUCAUUCG
This is a messenger RNA of Amblyraja radiata (thorny skate), 3120 nucleotides long. Its product is annotated as vascular endothelial zinc finger 1. Gene Ontology annotation, cellular component: nucleus. The transcript has 6 exons. NCBI's taxonomy places the organism in Eukaryota, Metazoa, Chordata, Chondrichthyes, Rajiformes, Rajidae. The record is from RefSeq and is a predicted model, not a curated record. Gene Ontology annotation, molecular function: RNA polymerase II cis-regulatory region sequence-specific DNA binding; DNA-binding transcription activator activity, RNA polymerase II-specific. Gene Ontology annotation, biological process: regulation of transcription by RNA polymerase II. Bases 121 to 1383 code for a protein of 420 amino acids.